Gadus macrocephalus (Pacific cod) is the source of this 2841-nucleotide messenger RNA. It is a transcript of the gene paip2b, whose product is annotated as poly(A) binding protein interacting protein 2B. Gene Ontology annotation, molecular function: mRNA regulatory element binding translation repressor activity. Gene Ontology annotation, cellular component: cytoplasm. The transcript is spliced from 4 exons. The coding region runs from base 270 to 662 and encodes 130 amino acids. NCBI's taxonomy places the organism in Eukaryota, Metazoa, Chordata, Actinopteri, Gadiformes, Gadidae. The record is from RefSeq and is a predicted model, not a curated record. Gene Ontology annotation, biological process: negative regulation of translational initiation.
CCCACUGCUGGACGAAACACCGAAACCGUGAACGUCUCCCGUACUAGCGUUUAUAGCCGGAAUCCCAAGACAAAGAAGACGUAUGUUUACUGGACUUGUAGGAGAACGCGUAUCCCUGGCAACUUAGCGACACCUGGCUCUUUUAUCGGGUGCAUACAUAACGGAAAGGGAGCCGUUUCCUCAACAGCUGGCUUGGAUAUUGCCGACAGGAUUCAACCUUUUUGCGCCUGUACUUGUCCAGUCAAUCUGUUGUUUUUGAGCCAGCCGAGAUGAGCGGUCCGGAGGUGGCCAAGACCCCGGGGGGUGGAGCCCCAGGCAAGGAGGGAAAGGAGCCCAUAGCCAAUGGGCAUGCGGGAGAGGGGGGCGACAACCCCUUCGCCGAGUACAUGUGGAUGGAGAACGAGGAGGAGUACAACAGACAGGUGGAGGAGGAGCUCCUGGAGCAGGAGUUCCUGGAGCGCUGCUUCCAGGAGAUGCUGGAGGAGGAGGACCAGGACUGGUUUAUCCCGUCGCGGGACCUCAACAGCCAGGGCGUGGGGCAGCUGCAGCAGCAGCUCAACGGCAUGUCCGUCAACGAUCACCAUGGCAACCUGGAAGAAGUGGCGAGGAAGAGCGUGCUGAAUCCGGAGGCCAAGGAGUUCAUCCCGGGGAAGAAAUACUAGGGGUCCCCCUCACCCCCAUGGGGCUCGUGCACGGGGCGCGCGCACACACCUACACACCAACGCAUAUUCAGUGCACAUUCUCAGAGACUCUGGCGGCCUUGACCGCACAUACGCGCACACACCAACACACACACACACCAACCCACACACACACCAACACACACACACACCAACACACACACACACACACACACACACGAGACGAGCCAAUGGCGCGCUGGCGGGCCCAGUUGGGGGGUGAGGGGUUUAUUUUCUGUCUUUUGUUUCUUUAAUCUUUUUAUUUCUUUCCUGUUUCUUGUAAACUAGGGGACGUUGGGGCUGGGGGGGGGUGGGGGGGGGAAGCAGGUGGCUGGGUCGGGUCGGGAGGGCGGGGCUGUAAUACCGGCUGAGUCCUGGAGGGGGGGGGGGGGUUAAUGCUAUCAAUACCAGACAUUUCAGAUUAUUCGGAUUCUGUUGGCGGCGUGUUGUGCAGAACGAGGCGACCGCCCUACCUGUGUCCCGAAGGGGGCGGAGUCAACCACCUGGUUCUAGAGUGGCUCCCACGGCUAACUCCGCUACGCUAACGUGCCGCGCGAAGUCGUCCGUGAACCAGCGCUAGGGUCCCAACGAUCCACGGGGUUCGAAUCCCGUGUCUCCGAGGGCCCGGCGAGGGGCGCCGAGGCUCUGCCAGGCCCGCUGCGCUGCGCUCGUAUUAAGGUCACAAGUAAGCUCCGCGUGAAGAGGUAUGUGUAUGCAGGUCGCCGGUUGCUAACGGCGCGGGUCGUUUCCAAACCCCAAACGUCCACCUCGUGCUCCGCCCGGCUCGACUCUUUCCUUGGCGAAUCAGAAAAGACCCCGGAAGAGAUGCAAACAUGGACACAUGAUUAUUUUCCUAAUUUGUUGAGGAAAUCCAUGUUUUUAUCCGAUGUUUAGCUUCUGAAAAAGAAUAAAGACGUUGGUUUUAUAUUUAUGGCCAUUGUCGAGGGGAAGGCGGGCGGAGGUAGGGGCGAUGUUGGGGGGGGUGGGGGGGGGGGGUGAGGGCAGACUUAAGUUGAAACGGUUCCUGGAAUCUUCUAGGUCACGGUGUUUUGGUCUGAACCGGGAGAAGUGCGGUUGCACCGGCUCGGACUGUCUAGUUCGGUUGUCUUGGCGGUACCCGUCUUUUGGUUUUUGGAACACGACCACGCCGGCACUCGGCCAUCUCUGGGGUUCCUCUGUCCGGCCUCUCAAACACAAACAUCCGUAUCCAGAUCAGCUCGUCAAAUGUCCCCCCUCUUUUCUUGGGAGGGGGGAGGGGCUUUUUUCCUUUUUUUUUUGUCUUUUUUUUCUCCCCCAUUUAUUUUAAUGAAUUGAGAUUUGUGUCCCAAACGGGUUUCCGUAGCUUCUGGCGCUGCCGUUCCAUUUUGUCACCAAGCGAGGGGAAGAGGAGGAGGAGGAAACGGCAUAGUCUCGACCAAUCACACUAAAGCAAAUAUGCGGCCCUAAUAAAAUACUAUUUAUUCAUUAUUUUGAGUUUUGACCCCGAGCCAAGUUUAUGCCAGAGUUGCGAUGAGCCUCUGACGCACGAUACGGGAGAAAUCCGUUGGUUCCUUAUUUGCCAAGGCCGCAAUUCCACCUCAGAAAGGAGAUGUGGAAAUGAGAUUAAGCCACCCGAUAUAAUCUACAUCUUAUCAGAUUUUUAUCUUUUAAAUUGGCCCCCUAAAAAAAUAUAUAAUUCAUCAGACGCCACCGUGGGUCGAGACCGUGGCCCGGUUCCUCCACCUCCUGCCCCCUCCACGCUCACCCGAAAAAGUGCGGACCGAUGCGUUCCGCGUGGGUGUCCGCCAACCCCCCAGCCCCCCGCUCCUCCACCUCCACGUGUACACGGGGGGGGUCGAGGGCGGCGCUGGAGCCCAGACACGUGUGCCCGUCGUCCCCGCCGCUGACGCCAGUGCCAGGACUGCGGAACGCCAGCCCGGUCAAAGCUAAUAGGAAUGUGUGCCACGUGCAUUGUGCAACAUGAAUGCUUUCUCUUUUUGUGUAUUUUUUUUUUUUUUUUUUGUGCUUCUUUCUUUUGGGGGGAGUUCGAUGAGUAGAGGGAGGGAGGGGGGAGCAAGGUCAGUUGAAGAAAAAAAAAUAAAAAAAGAUCCAGAUGACACAAAUUGACUUUCAGUACAAAGAAAAAACCUUGAAAAAAAGAGGAAUAAAGAUGUAAAAGGCA